This is a messenger RNA of Bufo bufo (common toad), 1031 nucleotides long. RefSeq names its product thiosulfate sulfurtransferase-like. Gene Ontology annotation, biological process: transsulfuration. The transcript is spliced from 2 exons. The record is from RefSeq and is a predicted model, not a curated record. NCBI's taxonomy places the organism in Eukaryota, Metazoa, Chordata, Amphibia, Anura, Bufonidae. Gene Ontology annotation, cellular component: mitochondrion. Gene Ontology annotation, molecular function: thiosulfate-cyanide sulfurtransferase activity. The coding region runs from base 60 to 932 and encodes 290 amino acids.
GAUCUGGAUAAACCCUGGAUAAAACCUGAGGACAGGAGGCUUCUCCCUCUAAUGCAGUCAUGGUGAGUCGUGCUUUAAUUUCUGCUGGGUGGCUCUUAGAGGUCCUCAAAGCCAGGAGAGCCCCUGCCCUGCGGAUGCUGGACGCUACCUGGUACUCCCCCGGGAGUAGAGAUGCCAGGAAGGAGUAUGGAGAGCGGCACAUACCUGGAGCCUCCUUCUUUGACCUGGAGCAAUGCAAGGACCAGCAGUCGCCCUAUGAGAUGAUGCUGCCCACCAAGUCCCAGUUUGCCAAGUACGCUGGUGAACUGGGCAUCAGCAAUGACAGACACGUGGUGGUCUACGACUGCGACAGCUUGGGCAUGCUCUACGCCCCGAGGCUUUGGUGGAUGUUCCGUGUUUUUGGCCACCACAAUGUGUCGUUGCUGGAUGGGGGUCUCGCCAACUGGAUGAAGCAGGGGUUUCCGGUGACAUCUGAGGCGACAAGUGUAGCGCCAGAGACGUUCCGGGUGACACUGAAUCAGUCUCUUCUCAAGAGCUUCGAGGACAUUCAGGAGAACAUUUCCAGCAAAAGGUUCCAGCUGGUGGACACCCGAUCAGAAGGGAAUUUCCGGGGGCCGGAGCCGAAGCCCGGAGAAGGCAUUGAGCCAGGACACAUCCCCGGAUCAGUGAACAUUCCUUUCUCUAACUUCCUGACGAAGGAUGGUUACGAAAAACCAGUGCAUGAAAUCCGCCAGUUGUUCCAGGAUCGAGGGAUUGACCUGACCAAGCCCCUGACCGCCACCUGUCGCCGUGGGGUCACUGCCUGCCACCUGGCCCUGGCCUCCUUCCUGCUGGGAAAAGACGACACAGCCGUCUAUGAUGGUUCCUGGUCGGAAUGGUUCCAUCGGGCAAAGCCUGAGCACAAGGUCUUCGAGAGGAGGAAUAGGGCUUAAAAAGUCAGAGGGCUGCACUGGACUUGAUGGGACAAUAUGGGGCUCAGUCCUAUGUACAGGAAUGUGUGAACCAUGUCAUUAAAUGUUACUGUAAAGCAA